This is a messenger RNA of Acanthaster planci (crown-of-thorns starfish), 4338 nucleotides long. RefSeq names its product twinkle mtDNA helicase (gene twnk). Gene Ontology annotation, cellular component: mitochondrion. Lineage: Eukaryota; Metazoa; Echinodermata; Asteroidea; Valvatida; Acanthasteridae. The record is from RefSeq and is a predicted model, not a curated record. Gene Ontology annotation, biological process: mitochondrial DNA replication. Gene Ontology annotation, molecular function: ATP binding; 5'-3' DNA helicase activity; single-stranded DNA binding.
AAAUGCGCGGAACGGGACGUCGACAGCUAGAUGAGGUCAGUGACGGAGGUUGUUCGAUUGUCGCGCUAUUUCUGAAUGAGAUACAUUCAAGAACAAAUUGGGGAGAUAUUCGAGGAAACGAUGUGAAUAACAUGAUACAUGUACUUGUACAGACUUUGAGGCCGACACUCAAAUGUACUUCAGAUGUCGUUUUGGACUUUAUGUGGCUUGUGAAUGUGUAGUGCCAAGAUGCAACAACUUUCAAGGGUGAAAUCUUCACUAAGCCUGCAGCCCCAAUCGUGCUUGAAAAGUUUCACUGAUUGGGUAGGGGCUGUGGUUGCCAUGACUGCCGCCAUCAGUGGGAACCAACGCCACAACAAUAUGCAUCCAUGCACCAUGAAAGGCACAGCAGUCUGCAAAACGUACAAUGCUUUUGUCUGUAGUAAAAAAUCUCUCCUGUUGGGAUGGCGAAGAUACUCUGCGAGACUGAAAUACACAAAAGCAAAGAACUUCUCAAAGUUGGUCCACUCCAAAACAGUACUGCCCAUUGCUCCUGGUAGGACUUCAACGGUUUUGUCAGGUCGUGCGAUACGUGUAGGCAAGUCGUCAUCCAUGCUGCACGACUACUGCGCUGGGAGCAUCCUCAGUCCAUCAAAUACCCAAAGACUUGCAAGCCCCAAGCCAUGGACAUCUCCACCGAGACAGGGCUGCAUCCCCGACAGAACACUCAGCACUUCUAGCACGUCGGCACCAACGCGCACGACGUUCAACUCGGUGGAGGAGGUACAGGUGCCCACAUUGACCGAUAUGAAGCGGCACCUGAAGAAUGCGGAAAUUGAUUUCCAGACGGGCUAUACCUGCUUGAUGGCGGCCUGCCCGUUCUGCCGUGCCGCAAGUGCAGAUUCACAUCGCAGAGAUGCUCAAACAAUGUACAUCAACAUGACAACUGGCCACUGUGUCUGCCAGUGCACCCGGGUCAGUGGCAGUUGGCAGAGCCUCCAGGACAGCAUGGCCGUGGCCCAGCAACGAGGCUGCCCGGACCCAUCCUCCUUCCCGAAUCCCACUGCCACUGCUGAUGAGGGGGACGUGAGGGGUCACAGGUUGGGCCUGGCCAGGGUCCAGGAGGUGUGGGAAGGAGCCAUGGAGCUGAGCUUGUGCAAGGGAGCCACAAUUGACCGGCUGCGGGCCACCAUGGGCAUAGAGCAAAUCCCAAGGGACACUCUGGAGCAAUUCAAUAUAAAGUAUUGCAAGAAACAGCGGGCAUUCGUUCUGCCCUUAUACGGUCACAACAAACAGCUGCAAGGGGUCAAAGUGCUAGAGGUCAAGAAGGUCAAGGAGGGAUUUGAAGUCGCCGAGAUGCUGUACCCAAGACGUGACCAGAGCGGCUUGUUUGGUUACCACCUCAUUGGCCCACGGGAUGGAGAGAUGGUCCUGGUAGCCGGUGUCUUAGAUGCUCUAGCUGUCCAUCAGAUGACUGGAGGGACAGUACUCGCUCUUCCUAAUGGCAGUGCGUCCUUGCAGCAAGAGCUUCUCCCACUGUUGGAGCAGUUCCACAAGAUCACCCUCUGGUUUGGCAACGACAUGAGGUCUUGGGAGGCCGCUAAGCAGUUUGCUCGCAAGCUGAACACAAAACGCUGCUACUUCAUCAGGCCUCUGGAUUGCCACCCGCCAGCCCUGGUGGCCCUACAACAGGGAUUGAGUCUGGGGAGCAUCCUCAAGCAGGCCAACCCCGUCAGUCACAAGUCCAUUGUGUCCUUCCGGUCGCUGCGGGAGGAGGUGCUCGGGGAGUUGUCUCAUUCAGAGCAAGUGGCCGGGGUGAAGUGGAAGCGAUUUCCUUUGAUGAACAAGUUGCUGAAGGGUCAUCGGCGUGGAGAACUGUCGGUGUUUACGGGGCCCACAGGGUCAGGGAAAACCACCUUCAUGGCUGAGUACUCCCUAGAUCUCUGCACACAAGGGGUCAACACACUUUGGGGAAGUUUUGAAAUCCAGAAUGUUCGUCUAGCCAAGGUCAUGUUGACACAGUUUGCACAAGUCAACUUAGAGAAGAACCUGGACAAGUUUGACAAGUGGGCAGACAAAUUUGAGAUGUUGCCUCUCUACUUCAUGACAUUCCAUGGCCAGCAGACACUAAAGGCCGUUAUUGAGGCUAUGUCCCACGCUGUGUAUGUGCACGACAUUGAGCAUGUCAUAGUUGAUAAUUUGCAGUUCAUGGUGGGCUAUUCCGACAAGCAGUUUAUGUUGGAGCGCUUCGCCAUGUACGACCACAUCAUUGCCGCCUUCCGCAAGUUUGCCACUAACAACAACUGUCACGUGACUGUCGUCAUCCAUCCAAGAAAGGAGAACGCCUCAGAGGAGCUGCAGACUGCCUCCAUCUUUGGCAGCGCCAAGGCCUCCCAAGAAGCCGACAAUGUCUUUAUCCUCCAGGACCGUAGGCUGACCGCGCUCAGAGGCCGCAAGUACAUCCAGGGUUCCUGAAACUUCUGAGAAACUCUUAGAACUCACCUCUGAAUACUUCUCAAGCAGUUGCAAGUACUUGUGAAGCACUCAUCUACAACUGUGGUAAUAAUCCCCCUCAAAGGGCAAAUGAAAGGUGCCAGUACUUGUACAUGACAAAUGAUUUGCUGUGGCUGAUUGUAGUACACACGGCCGGCUAUGGAAGCUCCAAGCUAGUGGCUUUUAUGCAUUUCUUAUAGGUGCAUAUGUAAUAUCCCGCCCAAGCCAAAUAAUUUGGAUAUGGCUUGCAUAUUGCUAGUUAUGUACUGUCCAUGUGUGUCAUUUCUGGUAUCUUGGCCUAGUCUCCAGUCUUGUUUUCAUUGCUGGCCCCAGGCAGUUGUUGGGAUUUUUGAUAUCUUGGCACUAUCUGAGUUUGGAGCUUCGGGUUUGAGUGUUAAGAAAUUAUGCAGUCUCUUGAAUCGAGACCCAUAGGCUGAAAUAUCCUUGUGUCUGAUGUCAAAACUGUGGUGUGAAAGAAAUAUCAUUUGGAUCCUGUUUGGUAACAUUUCAAAACUGGCAGUGGAGCUUGAAACCAAAGAAAGUAAUAAAGCCAAGAUGGAGAAAAAAGGACCAAUUACAUGUAGAUUGAAAGACUUCUGAGUUUCACAUGAGGUUUGAAACUCAUAAUCCAGAGAAGUUUGACCCACUUGUGCCCUGUUCUCCCUCUCCAGUUAUCUCCAGCCUGCCAAUCUCCUGGCCAAACCCAGCGUCGGGCUUGAUGUGCACCAUAUUCUGGGUCGUGUCGGGGCCAGUCCCAGGCUGGUAGAGGAAUAAACAGUUUAGUGUUGGCACGGCAAGUGGAUAGUUUCACAGGAAUCUGCAUUAAGCAGAUAUCUGGCCCUCAGCUUAGAUUAUCCCGUCAGCAAAGCGGGGAGUCUGUUUUUGAAGACAUGUGACUCAAUGAAUCAUGCCCAGAGUCACUGCAGGCAGAUGUGCAUACCUGCCCAUCUCCACAUUUUUUUGAGCACGCACAUAAAGUCUGAGCAAUCUGUGAAGGCAGGUUGUGUGUUGAUCUUGAAUCUGACUGCUGUACUUGGCCCGUUGUAGCACAUAUUAUCCAGUGGCAGUGCCCUUGAGUGUUGCCGUUCGAAGUUGAGAAACACAGUGUUGUAUAAGUAUUGUUGAAAUGACUUGUUAGAAUCUGGAUUUUAGGUGUUUAUCAUAUGGUGAAAGUUGGCCCAUGUAUCUUGGCAUUUCUGUGAGACUCGAAAUUUCUGCCAAUAUCUUACAAGCUGUUCAGAGGGUGAAAAGAAAUUACUGCCCGUCAUAGUAGCAGUCAACAAUUAUGUCUGUCAGAAUUGUUGACUGCUACUAUGACGGGCAGUAAUUUCUUCGUGUGUGCUCAUUGGGCAUGAAUUACAUCAUUGCCGCGUAACGUUUGAUAAGUGCUCAGUUUUUGUUUCGGACAUGAUAAGAUAGAGUAAAGAUCUGGCAGUACAGUUCACAUCUGAUUAGCUGACUGCAAUCGGCCUUUCUUGGUUUUGGUGUACAAGAUACUAAAGUUUCUAAAGUGUGGAAGUAUAAAAUGUCUUUAACCCUAACUACCUAGGAUAUGUGCGAAAUUAUAUUAAAAUUGGAGGGUUCAGGACUGAUAGGGUUAAAAAGGAAAAAGAAGACAUCUGGGUCAUUCAUUGAGGAGGUCAGACUGUAAGUUAUAACAAUUCUAUUAAAGUUUGUUUUCAUCUGAGAUGACUACUCUCUCCGGUUUUUCCUCUGUCAUCUUUUUUUUUCAUUUUCAAAUGGUCACUGAGAAAUAAAUGUUGACUUAAUUUUGUGGAGACUUAUUCUGAGGUGUAGUCCUUCAAAGAAGAACUGAUGAGUUUAGAACAUGUUAGAAAUUUUUCAAUUCUUUGUCGUCUUCACAGA